Symbiodinium sp. CCMP2456 is the source of this 5313-nucleotide messenger RNA. NCBI's taxonomy places the organism in Eukaryota, Dinophyceae, Suessiales, Symbiodiniaceae. The record is from the annotation of a GenBank genome assembly.
AUGGCUGUUUGGAAGCCGGACGUGCUUUGCGAUGGCGUGCUGGCCUCUGCCCGUAUGCAGUGGCUCGUGGAGAACCGUGGGCUGAAUGCAGAAGCUGCACAGGCACGCGUCAUGAGUGAGUUUCCUGCCAGCUUUGGAGCUGGCCGACGGUGGAACCCUGACGAGAGUUGUGCCGGUGUGCGCGCCGAGGAUCGAGCCCGAUGGCUGGCACAGAACCAGGGCAUGAGCGAGGUCGACGCGCAGAGGAAAGUGAUGGAGGAGUUUCCGCAGCUUUUCAUCUUGACUCAGGAGCCUGCGCAGGAAGCAGGGGCUCCGCAGACAACUUCUGGGACAAGAUCCCCAAGAUUGGGGUAUGCCCGUGGCCAGGGGGAGCUGCAAGGCAGUCCCGAGGUAAACCCUCCCAGCUGGCCAAGUUCUGUAAAGGUUCUCAGCACAGCUUCAUGCUAUGAUGUGGUGGAUCAGAUCUACAAGGAAAUGGCUCCGCUGGACAGCCAGUUCUCCAGCAGCAGGUACGCCUUGCUCUUUGAGGCAUCGCCCAAAAUGCACGACGUGGAUGUCCGAGUUGGGUUUUACACCUCCGUCUACGGCUUGGGGAGAAAACCCUCGGAUACGAAGAUCCGCUCUGUCACGUCCACCAACGAGACGCCUCAUCCAGAGCUCGGGUCCUUGCAGAACUUCUGGCGGAGUGCCGAAAACUUUCAGAGCAACUGCCAUCCGACCUACACUUGCGGCGGGCGUGGUGGCAUGCUCUGGGCCGUCUCGCAGGCUGCACCGCUACGGCGUGUUGUCGUGGACGACAACCUUUGCCUUUCGUACUUUCGCCUCCCUCCUGAGGGCGUGAAGGCGAGUGAUCCCCGCUAUCCGAAGCAAGGAGCCUGCCUUGAGUACGAUGGAUGGGUGAAGCUCGGGUAUCGGGAUCCAGUUGCAGACUUCGCCAGCGGCGGUUUCAUGGCCAACGUGGAGGUUAGGGGGACGGUGAGCUUCGGCUCCCAGCAGCAGUUCUUUGCGCGAAACUGCUCUGCCAAAUCCUGGGAUGGAGGGGCUUGGAGCUGUGUCUUCGUUGGGUGCUCUGGUGCUCCCCAUCGCGAGCAAGUGGAGGCCGCAUCGAAAUGCCCCAUCUACACCAGUGUUGCCACCUCGCAGGUGAUUGCAGAGAAGCCCUUCAUCAUCAGGGAGACCGACGGUCGCUACAAAAUGGUGGUUCCCUCUGCCAUGACUGGUCGGAGCGGCACAAACUUCGAGGUUGUGGAGGAGGAAAUCCGAGACUUCAGCGCAGUCUACGUGGCCCAGCCGUCGAACGGUGCUGCCGAAAUCAAUAAGAAAUUGGCGGAGGGGAAGGAUGUUGUCUUUGCUCCAGGCAUCUACAAGCUCGACGAGACGAUACAUGUACAAAGGAGUGGCCAGGUGCUGCUGGCUCUGGGCUUUGCCACCCUUGUGGCUCCGACGGAUUCACCUUGCAUCGUCGUGAAGGAUGACGCGGUAGGUGUGCGCAUCUCGGGAAUAAUGCUGGAGGCUCCUUACCGUCCGUUGGAAGCAGUGUCAGCUGAAAGCACUUCAACAGGACCGAAGGCACUGCUUCAGUGGGGCUGCGGCAGGGAUGCGCGAAGCGAUCCGAUGGUGCCUGCAUCCUGGGGCUUUCUGCACGACUGUUUCGCUCGUGUCGGUGGCCAGGAGGCACCAUUCACUGUUCGUGAUGAACUUGAUCCCACCAGGAAACCAACGAUGCGACCGGACAGCAGCCGCGCACUCUUCCAGUCUGAAGCUCGCUGCAGCACCAUGGUUCAGAUUCAAUCGCCCUGCGUGGUGGGCGACAACUUGUGGCUCUGGCGUGCAGACCAUUGGCUGAGCGAUCGGUACCUGGUCUACAACCAUGAGAACCGGUGCGAGACGGGACUGCAUGUUGGGCCCGAUGCAAGAUACGUUACGAUGUACGGGCUUUUCGUAGAGCACACCUUGGGUGACAUGACGUAUUGGGAAGGAGAGGAUGGCACCACCUUCUUCUAUCAAUCGGAGCUGCCAUAUGAUGCCAUGGAUGCUGAUGCUGCCAGAAAGGUCUCGACGAUGCCGUUCUCUGGUUGUGGGUAUCGCGUGGCGGAUUCUGUGCAGCGCCACACAGCACAUGGUGUCGGGGUCUACUGCUACUUUCGGGACUACGAUAUCAUUGUCCCGGCUGGCAUCAGAACACCAGAUGGCGAAGGAAUCAAGUUCCGGAAUGCUUUCACAAAGUGGCUCAACGGCGGUCCCAAAGUUUUUGCACCCGAGUCAUGCUUGCUCGUCUGUGAGAAGAAGUACGGGUGCAUUCAAUGUGUUCUUCAGAAGGGCUCUCGCCGCUUGGGUCCGUCCACAGAUAGUAACAAGGCCGCAGAGGAGGAUGCCAGCCGACCACUUUCUCCCAAGGAGGUGCAUCUGCAGGCACGCUUGACCGAGGCAGAAGAAGCACAGGCGCAGAUGGAGGCGGAGACUGCCAAGCUCUUAGAGACCGCAGAGAGCGACAAAGUCGCCUUCGGCCACGAGCUUCGUGCACUUCAACGGAGUGUCCGCUCCGAGCUGGACGCUUCCUCAGACACCGCAUUGCCUUCGGCACGCCAGGCCCGCCUGGCAGCACAGCUGGGCGAGAUGCGGAUCGAGCGCGAGCAGGCCGUCCAAGAGUUGCGUGCGGUGCAGGGCCGCGAGGCUGAGCUCAGAAAGGACCUGGAGUCUGGGCGCCGUGAGCUGAAGAAAGCUCGAGAGGCCCAUCAGAUCGAAGUGGACCUGUUGGCCGCAGAGCUGCAGCAGUUUCAGGACGAGCAGUGGCAGCUUGAGGGAAAGCUCCGGAACUCUGAGGCACAAGAGCCCAUUCUGCGCGCACGUGCAGAGGAAGCUCAAGCUCAGGUCUUGGAGGAGUCGCGCAUCGGGCGGCGCUCACUUCAGCGGCAGCUGCGCACCUUCGAGGCGCGGGAGCGAGAGACCGAGCUGGCUGCCGAGCAGCUCCGCCAAGAGCAGCAGCACCUCGUUGCACAGUUGGCGGAUGUGGAGGCAAAGUUGGUCGUCACCAAGGAGCAACUGCAGAAGGCCCGUGAGGACAAGCUCUCGGACCGGCAGCGCCUGGAGCGGCAGUUAGACAAGUUUCGCAACGAGCUUGGGGAGCAGCGGCAACUGCGUGAGGCCGUGGAGAAGGAAAAGACUUACGUAGAGUUGGGCGGAAACCGGCAGCAUCAGGAGCACACUGCUCAGAUUCGAGUCCUGCGAUCGACUUCGAAGCAACUCACUGCACGCCUUGACUGUCUGGAGUCUUCAAGCGAGUCUCAACAACGCGACCAUGCAGCCUCAGAGGCGGAAGCGGCAAAGCACAGAGAAGCCUUGGAGGAGCGCGCCCAGGCAGCUGAAACUUGGGGUCAGGAGCUAGCACGCCGGCUUCAGGAAGCUGAGGAUCGUCAUCGCCAGCUCAGCGACGAAAAGGAGGCGCACCACCGGCAAAGCCAUGGCCACAUUACCGAGGCGCACUCCUUUAUGUCUCGGCUUUUACAAGCUCUUGGGCACAAGGCGGACGAGCUUGUCGCCUUUGUAUCUGGCCACUGUCCUUCCGAGGAAAUGCGAACUUGUGUCGAGUUGGAGCACCUGAAAGCAUCAGGUGAAUCACCCGAGGCAUUGGUUACUCGUGCUUUCGCCGGGCUGUCGCAGACUCUGGCCUCGCUUGCACGGGAGAACACCGAGCUGCGGGCGGGCGGUGGAUCGCCAACCAUGAGGCGGCGAGCUGCGGUGGCCAAUGCGACAGAUGUCACCGUCAGUGAGGUGCAGUCUAAGAUGGCUGGCCUCCAGAAGGAGCUCAUCAAGCUGCGGGAGCACAACCAGGAUCUAGAGCUGGAGCGGAAUCAGCUCCUUAGCAGCACAGGGAAUGGCUCGGCAUCCCAGGAGGCUGAGGCAGCUCUCGCAGACAUGAAGCAGCGAAUGAAAUCGCUCUCCCAGGCAAAGCGCCGUGCAGAAGAGCGUGUGGAGGAACACCAGCAGGAAAUCACUCGCCAAGCCCGGGCACAUCAGGCGGACUUGGAAAGGUUGCAGCUCGACAUCGCCACGCAGCAGCAACAGCAGCUGGAAGAGAAGGAUCAUCUCAAAGGAAAGCUUUCUGGUGCCGAACGGCGCAUCAGAAUGCUGGAGGCCAAGCUGAAAGGCAGAGUUGAGACGCAGCGGGUGCUUCAAGCAGAGAAGGAGGCCGUCGAGGAGCAGCUGCGAAUCGCCGCAAAGCAGCUUGAGGCCUUGCUCGCAGACGAAUCCAAAGAGACGGAUCUCCUGCGGGACCUGACUGGCCUGUCCAAGCAGUUUGACCAGCUGCAUGCCAAGCAUCGCGCGCAGCUGGUAAGCGCAGCAGAGCAGGCCCAGCUCCUUCAAACCGAGCAGGCCAUGCGCAAGGAGCUCGAGGCCAAGUUCUGUGCUGCACAGGCAUCUUGGCAAGCCAAAGAGGGCGAGGCCGUUGCCUGGCAGAAGCACGCUGAGGUUCUGGAGAAGGACCUUUGUGCUUCGCGUGCAGACAAGGCUGCGAGCGAUGCUCAAGUGGAGCGCCUGAGCGCUGCCCAAGGGGAAAGCCGGCGGCUGGUGGAGGAGAGUCGGCAAGACCUUAUGCACUGGUGUGAGUCCCGCAGCACUGUGAACAUGGUGGAACUCUUCCCUGCCUUCAAUGCUGCAGUUGUGACGUUGCUUUUCGGGUGGUUUGGCGUUCUAUUUACGUGUCAUGCUUCGCGGGAGCUGCAGAAGGAGAUGAAGCGUCUGCGAGAAGAGCUCCAGGAGGUGCAGAAGAACGAGCCACUGGAGCUGCUCCUUCGGUUGAAGCGGUUGGAGGAGGAGCUCCAGGAGUCAGAGACGGCCAGGCGCCACUUGGAGCGCGAGCGCAAGCGACGGCCAGGCAGUCGCAGUGCAGGCUUCUCCGCAGUUCUGGAGGACGAUGAGAACCAGCCGCCACCGGCAAAGCCCGAAGCUGGACGUGUGGCAAAUGCAGGAGCUGUGCCCGGAGGCAAAACCAGCGUCAUUUCUGCGUUGGACGAAAUCCAGGAGAGGCUUGCAGCCCGGGAGAAGGCCUUGAACGAGGCCAAGAUCUCCCGCACCAAGGAUCCCAGCACGAAUGCUCCCAGCGAGCCUCAAGCAGCGACCAAGGGCCAGCAGGGCCAGCCGUCCUUGGCCGAGUUGGAGCGCGACUUCGGAGCGUAUGCUCGAUCGGUUGGCUUCAAAGGCGACGUCAAUCAACUCUGGGAAGAGGCUCAGGCGGUGGCAGCAGCCACGUCACUCGGCCAAGAGGUUGGAGACUCCGCCUUGAAGAAGGCGGGGAGAGAGAUGCGGGCCUGA